Rodentolepis nana is the source of this 951-nucleotide messenger RNA. Lineage: Eukaryota; Metazoa; Platyhelminthes; Cestoda; Cyclophyllidea; Hymenolepididae. The record is from the annotation of a GenBank genome assembly.
AUGGAAGACGACGCAUCUCAGGUGGCAGUCGGAGCAGUCCUACAUCGGAUUGCUAAGGAGGGACUCCAAUUUACGAUCUUCAAUGAUCACAAAUCUGCACUCUCCUUCCUCUCUCCUAGUGCCCCCGUAAUGCCCUCCUAUGAGCAGAUGCAGUUCUACAGCAGCCAAUUCUUUCCUAAUCAACAACGACAACAGCAUCAACGUCAUCAGAAGGCUCGAGCAGUUUUCUUCCAAGUCAUUCUCUUCCGAUCCAGUCUUGGAUUCGGUUUCUUCAUUCGUGGAGGUCACGAGUUCAAUCAAAUGCCGCUCGCUGUACUACGAGUGGCUGAGGGUGGACCUGCAUAUCUGGAUGGCCGAUUAAAGGUUGGUGAUGAGCUAUUACAAAUAAAUGGUUUCAUGACUGCGGGAAUGUCUCACCGUCGAGAUUAUUCAAACCGGUGGAAAUAUGAUUCGUCUUGGGACCACCAUUCUCCCAGGGAAACCCGACAUCUCGAUUUCAUCGUGCAAUUCACGAGCGAUAUACGAUAUAUCUACGGCACUAGCAAUGUUGUUGCCGAUGCAAUGUCGCGUACGGAAUUGAACCCUAUCGUCGUACCCUCGCUGGAUCUGCAAAUCCUGGGGUCCGAGCAAAAGUCAGUCCCCGAUUUCAUGGAAAUCCAUUUUCAUGUUUUGUCGCAUCCGAGCAUUCGUUCCACAACAAAGUCGAUCACUGACCGGUUCGUUUGGAAGAACAUCCGACAGGACGUGGCCAAAGAUUGCAUCGCCUGUCAAGCCAGCAAGGUCUAUAAACAUACACGAAGUCCACUCAACAGUUUCCUCCUUCCAGAGUUUCGUUUUCGACAUAUUCACGUUGAUAUUGUCGGUCCACUACCUCCUUCAAAUUCUUUCUCUUACACCCUAACGUGCAUUGACCGUUUCACGCGUUGGCCUGAUCGCUGUUCCUUUAAUUGA